This is a messenger RNA of Cyclopterus lumpus (lumpfish), 1915 nucleotides long. It is a transcript of the gene tubb1, whose product is annotated as tubulin, beta 1 class VI. Gene Ontology annotation, biological process: mitotic cell cycle; microtubule cytoskeleton organization. Gene Ontology annotation, cellular component: microtubule; cytoplasm. Gene Ontology annotation, molecular function: structural constituent of cytoskeleton; GTP binding; GTPase activity. NCBI's taxonomy places the organism in Eukaryota, Metazoa, Chordata, Actinopteri, Perciformes, Cyclopteridae. The transcript is spliced from 4 exons. The record is from RefSeq and is a predicted model, not a curated record. The coding region runs from base 76 to 1497 and encodes 473 amino acids.
GUGUAUAAAAGACCGGUUCGAGAACUGAAGCCUAUCUGACACCUCAGCUGCUCUGUUUACUGUAGCUCGAUCAUCAUGCGUGAAAUUGUACAUUUGCAAAUUGGACAAUGUGGCAACCAGAUCGGCUCAAAGUUUUGGGAAGUGAUUAGUGAAGAACAUGGGAUCAAUGCAACAGGCAUCUACGUGGGAGACAGCGACCUCCAACUGGAGAGGGCCAACGUCUACUUCAAUGAGGCACAAGGUGGUAAAUAUGUCCCCAGGGCCCUGCUGGUUGACCUGGAGCCCGGUACGAUGGACAGUGUGAGAGGAAGCCGCAUCGGAGCCCUUUUUAGGCCAGACAACUUCAUCCAUGGGAACUCAGGAGCUGGAAAUAACUGGGCGAAGGGCCACUACACGGAGGGAGCGGAGCUGGUGGAGCAGGUGAUUGACAGAGUGAGGCACGAGAGUGAAAGCUGUGAUUGCCUGCAGGGCUUUCAGCUGGUUCACUCACUGGGAGGUGGCACCGGCUCUGGCAUGGGAACCCUCAUCAUCAACAAGAUCCGAGAGGAGUACCCUGACCGCAUCAUGAACACCUUCAGCAUCAUGCCCUCCCCUAAAGUCUCCGACACGGUGGUGGAGCCCUACAACGCCACACUGUCAGUCCACCAGCUCCUGGAGAACACAGACGAGACCUUCUGCAUCGACAACGAGGCCCUCUACGACAUCUGCUUCCGCACGCUGAAACUGACCACGCCGACAUACGGGGACCUCAACCACUUGGUCUGCAUGACCAUGAGCGGGGUCACGACCUCUCUGAGAUUCCCUGGACAGCUCAACGCGGACCUGAGGAAGCUGGCUGUCAACAUGGUGCCUUUCCCUCGUCUCCAUUUCUUCAUGUCAGGCUUUGCCCCCCUGACGGCCCGCGGCAGCCAGCAGUAUAGAGCCCUCACGGUGCCUGAGCUCACCCAGCAGAUGUUCGAUGCCCGAAACAUGAUGACAGCGUGCGACCCGAGGAGGGGCCGCUACCUCACCGUGGCUGGCAUCUUCCGUGGACGGAUGUCCACCAAAGAGGUGGAUGAGCAGAUGCUUGCAAUCCAUCAGAAAAACAGCCACUACUUCGUAGACUGGAUCCCCCAUAACUUCAAGGUCGCUGUGUGUGACAUCCCACCUCGAGGCCUCAAAAUGGCCUCCACCUUCAUCGGCAACAACACGGCAAUUCAGGAGAUAUUCCGCCGUGUGGGCGAGCAGUUCUCCCUGAUGUUCAGACGGAAGGCUUUUCUCCACUGGUAUACAGGAGAAGGUAUGGAUGAAAUGGAGUUCACUGAGGCAGAGAGCAACCUCAACGACCUGGUGUCGGAGUACCAGCAGUACCAGGACGCCACCACUGAUCGCGAUUCGGAAGCAGAGGAUGAAGAAGAGGAGGGUCCCUCAUCAGCAGCGACAACAAAUGUUCAGUCUCGAGUUGAAGUUAAACUGGAAACAGUUACUGAAACGAACAAAGAGACUGUGGUUGAGUAGGUCAUGCAGUGUGGUGUGUACGUUUGACACUUUGGAAGGAUGUAUAAAACAUAUGGCUGGUCUGAAAAGGAAAUGUUGUAGUUUAUGCCUAUGGUUGAUUUAAAUCAGCCUUGCCUUGAGAAAAGAAGUUGUGACAUUUUUAAACGAGAGUGCUUAUUGUCUUUCAUGUAUUCUUCAAAUGAUCUGUAUACUUAAAUGUUUUUGUUUUUUUAGAAGUUCUGUCUUUUAUAGUAAACAUUUGAAAAUCAUGAAAAUGUUUGUAUGUACAGUAUGGAAAAAUUGAUGUUAUGCCAGCUCUAUAUAAUCCACAGCCAUAACAACGGAGAACAAAAUGUUUGUCCAAUAUCUUUUGUCUGAUAAGUAAAUGUUGCAUUGAGUGGUUAUAAGUUAUGAUGGUAAUAAAAAAAGCAACACCAAA